Messenger RNA from Camellia sinensis, 1873 nucleotides. RefSeq names its product GATA transcription factor 24. Gene Ontology annotation, biological process: regulation of DNA-templated transcription. NCBI's taxonomy places the organism in Eukaryota, Viridiplantae, Streptophyta, Magnoliopsida, Ericales, Theaceae. The record is from RefSeq and is a predicted model, not a curated record. Gene Ontology annotation, molecular function: protein binding; zinc ion binding; sequence-specific DNA binding.
AAGGAAACACGGGCACAACCUGCAAAUCUUUGCUAUUUUGGGGUACUUUUUUUCGCAGCCCUUGUCUCCUUCUUCAUCGUCAUCUCUUCUCUCUCUAUCUUUUUUUUUUUGGUUUGGUUCGCUCUGUCGAGCUAGCGAGCUUCAAUUCCUUUGGAUUCAAUCUAGGGUUAGGGUUUUGGUAUAUCUGGAAUCUCUGAUUAUGCUUCUCCAAUGAAACAGGGCGGAGAGUUUCGAGUUUUGAUUCUUCAACUUUUGCUUUGAUGUUGUUGUUCUUGUUCUUGUUCUUGUUCUUGUUCGAGUGGUGAUGGAGGCGGCGAAUCCACAGCCACUUCAAGCUCGUCCCUACGAAGAGCACGCUCAAGUUCCGGCGAUACAGAUCGAGGACGACGACGACGGCGAGUACGAGGAUGGCGUCGAUGGUGGCGGUGAUGAUGCUAUGGAUGAGGCGGAGGAAGCUCACGUGACUUCCGUGAAUGCUUCCGACCACCACCGUCACGGCGGCGGAGAUGGUGGUAGUGGUGGUGUGGUGGUGGCGUCUCGGACUAGUGAGCUCACUCUCGCUUUUGAAGGAGAGGUUUAUGUGUUCCCUGCUGUUACGCCUGAAAAGGUGCAAGCUGUGCUCUUGCUUUUGGGAGGGCGUGAAAUACCUACUGGUGUGCCUACAAUUGAUGUUCCGUUUGAUCAGAAUAAUAAGGAUUUGGAUGAUAACCCAAAGCGCUCAAAUCUUUCACGAAGAAUUGCCUCCCUAGUUAGGUUCCGUGAAAAACGAAAGGAGAGAUGCUUUGAUAAGAAAAUCAGGUACAACGUGCGAAAGGAGGUUGCUCAAAGGAUGCAUCGUAAGAAUGGACAGUUUGCUUCAUUGAAAAAGAGUCCAGGGGCUGCUUGUUGGGAUUCUCCUAAUAGUUGCCCUCAAGAAGAUAGCACACCUCGUCCAGAAACUGUCGUUCGAAGAUGUCAUCAUUGUGGUGUUAGUGAAAAUUCUACUCCUGCAAUGCGUCGUGGCCCAGCUGGACCAAGGACACUCUGCAAUGCAUGCGGACUUAUGUGGGCAAAUAAGGGAACUCUGAGAGAUCUGAACAAGGGAGGGAGGAAUCUUUCUUUGGACCAAAUAGAACCGGAAACACCUAUUGACAUUAAGCCUUCAAUCAUGGAAGGAGAAAAUUUCUUUGGAAACCAGGGUGAUCCUGGAACUCCUGAAGAUCCCUCUAGGGCUGUAACAGGAGGAACUGACAAUCCUUCUCUCAAUCCAGACGAGGAAGAUACUGCUGAAGAUCAUCCAAAUAGUUCGCCAAUGGGGAUUGUCAAUUCUUCAUGCAACCUUGAUGAGCAGGAAACUCUUGUCGAGCUCGCGAGUGCAUCAGAAACUGAGAUGGAGAUUCCUGCUAACUUUGUUUAGUAGUUUCUCUCAUGUUGUUAUUGCUAUUUACAGGCCAAAUAUUGUUGAAACUCAUCGGAUAAGCAAUAACUUCUCGUAGCUUCAAAAUGGCAAAUGACAUGCGUCCAGAAUGCAGUGAUUCUCUCACUACCCACAGAGAGAGAGAGGAACACCGUUGGUUCCACCUGACAUUAGAACAUCUGGGAUGCUUGAAUGUUGAUAUUAAUUGGUAGGAUCUUGUUUGUGUAUUGAGUUGUUGGAAGAUGAUGUUUGGAGUGCCUUAAUCAGUCUUUAUAUAUUUAUCAUUUUUAGGGUUUUUUUUUUUAAUAGAAUUUAUUGAAUUCUGCUUUAUUUAUUUACUUUUUAGUUUGGUUCAAUGUGCAUUGGUAAUGUACUUGUCAUAGUGUUUAAUUUCCCCAGAUAUAAACCCUAUUCUGUUUUUUUUAUUUUUGUUUUUAUAGCCAAUUUGACAAAUAUACCCAAGGCAAUUGACCUGUG